Messenger RNA from Lampris incognitus (smalleye Pacific opah), 2950 nucleotides. RefSeq names its product sodium-coupled neutral amino acid transporter 3-like. The coding region runs from base 258 to 1658 and encodes 466 amino acids. The record is from RefSeq and is a predicted model, not a curated record. NCBI's taxonomy places the organism in Eukaryota, Metazoa, Chordata, Actinopteri, Lampriformes, Lampridae. Gene Ontology annotation, biological process: serine transport; glycine transport; L-histidine transmembrane transport. The transcript has 16 exons. Gene Ontology annotation, molecular function: L-glutamine transmembrane transporter activity; glycine transmembrane transporter activity.
CUCUCCCUAACCCCACUCAGCUGCAGACCCAGGCCACUUCCACCGCUCGAGCUGGACAAGUCAAGGCCAAGAACGCCGCGCUUCUUGCAGGACUUCCCACCAGAGUCGACCCUGCUGCAGAAAGUCAGAGUGUGUGCGCUUCAGAAGCGAUCUGAGUUUUGAUUUUGCCCUCAACAUUUGAAGAAUCGGGUCGAGUCACCUGAGCAGCGCCUCUGCAGCCACAAAGCAGCACGUGGGCACAUCAGCGGGUCCUCAUCAUGGAACUUCAGAAGCUGUCAAAUGGUCACCACCACCACGACCUCCCCAUGGCAGAGGGACUACCAGAGGAAGAACAGUUCCUACCGCACAAGAGUGACGGAACAAAAAGGUCACAGUUCACAGACUUUGAGGGGAAAACCUCCUUUGGGAUGUCAGUCUUUAACCUCAGCAACGCCAUCAUGGGGAGUGGGAUCCUAGGUCUGUCGUAUGCCAUGUCCAACACCGGCAUCCUUCUCUUCCUGAUCCUGCUGACAUGUAUAGCUUGUCUGUCCAGUUACUCUGUUCACCUCCUGCUGCGCAGUGCUGGCAUUGUGGGUAUCCGUGCCUAUGAGCAGCUUGGUCUUCGUGCUUUUGGACAUCCAGGAAAGAUACUUGCUGGUGUCGUUAUAACUCUACAUAACAUUGGUGCUAUGUCUAGUUACCUUUUCAUCGUGAAAUAUGAGUUGCCGCUGGUCAUCCAAGCCUUCCUUGGCCAGACUUCAAGCACUGAGGAUUGGUUCAUGAAUGGAAAUUACCUCAUAAUCAUUGUCACUGUCUGCAUCAUUUUUCCAUUGGCCAUGAUGAAACACCUCGGAUAUCUGGGCUACACCAGUGGGUUCUCCCUCUCCUGCAUGGUGUUCUUCCUCUCUGCGGUCAUCUACAAGAGGUUCAACAUCACUUGUCCCCUGGAGGCAUUUAGCAACAAUGCCACCACCAUCCCAGAGGACGUUUGCAGUGCCAAAUUCUUCACCAUCAACCAAGAGACGGCGUACACCAUCCCCAUCUUGGCCUUUGCCUUUGUGUGUCACCCAGAAGUGCUUCCCAUCUACACUGAAUUGUGCAACCCAACCAAGAGGAGAAUGCAGAACAUCUCUAACGUCUCCAUCCUCGGCAUGUUCAUCAUGUACCUCCUCACAGCCACCUUCGGUUACCUCACAUUCUAUGCAAACACCGAAGCGGAGCUCCUCCACACCUACAGUAAAGUGGACCCUCUAGACACCUUGAUCCUGUGCGUACGCCUGGCUGUGUUGGUGGCAGUCACCCUGACGGUGCCAGUGGUGUUGUUUCCUAUUCGACGUGCAGUCCUCCAGCUUCUGUUCCCGGAGAAGCCCUUCCACUGGCUCCGUCACAUCACCAUCGCCCUGUGUCUGCUCUUCUCUGUUAAUGUGCUGGUCAUCCUGGUCCCCAACAUCCGAGACAUCUUUGGUAUCAUUGGGGCCACCACUGCUCCUAGUCUGAUCUUCAUCCUCCCUGGACUGUUCUACAUCCGCAUUGUCCCAGUGGAGCAAGAGCCAAUGAAAUCAAGACCAAAGGUCCAGGCUGCUUGUUUCACGGCUUUAGGCUUCAUAUUCAUGAUCAUGAGUCUGACGUUCAUUGGGCUUGACUGGAUGAGUGGAGUGAAACGAAGUGGCGGCCAUUAAAGCACAUCCAUCAACAUCUGGGGUUCCAAAACGAAAUAGCUGGUGCUCAGUGCCCCUCCUCAGCACCCUCUGCCAACAGGGAACAAGAUCUAACUACUGCUCAAAGGCUCGACCCACAUCACCAAGGGACUUUGAUAAGAACACUGCCCCAGGCCUCACUCUCAAACCAAAAGGACAUUUGGAGGAACCCAGGAGGGGGGGCCCAUAAUUCUGGACGGAUGGCACAUCCGUCUGUUAUUAUGUCCACCACAGAGACUGCUAUCACAGGUUCUUCUGCCUGAGGAGUAGAGGAACAUGUUGCCCAUUAAAGCCCUUGAACCACUUAGUGCACCCAGAAACAGAGGUAUGUCAUAUAAUAUAGAGACAGACAAACAGGGGAGGCAAAGUAUCUCUUUGCAAAAAUUUUGUUCACUCAUUAUCAGGACUCGGUGGGAAUUUAUUUUUGCAGGUCGUUCAUCAAAUUGCUAUGCAAGAAGAUCUUGUUGUGAAACUUUAUGUCCUGUUAAUUAUUUCCUGCUCCCCGGAGUCAUGUUGGGUUGCUGGACAUAAUGAUUUUAAAUAAUUCACUGAGACCGGUUACAAUUUAUAAUCUUUUAUUACUGCCAUGUGGGAGAGAUAAGACAUCACUGUGAAGAAAAUCCUCGAGAUGCAUUUGUAUUUGAUAAUUUUGCUCAGUGAAAGAUAAUUUCUAUUGGUCGUAAUUGUGCAGUAAGUCCAUUUUUGCAUGGCAGUGUAAUAUUGAUCGCUACGCUUUGUUUGGCACAGUUGGAUUUUUAACCUUAUGUUUGUCAGAGUAGCAUUUAAUUCUCUGGGACAGUUUAAAUGCUACUGCAGAAUGAAAAGCUAAUUAAUUCUGUGUAAUGUGAUUCAUUCAUGUUCAUUCAUUUAUUUUUUUUUUGUGGACAAAACAUGUGUUUAUUAUUUGGCACAGAUUUAAAAGAAGACCCUCAUUGUUUAUUCCAGAAAUAUGGUUCAAUGGAAAGUUAAAAAUUAAUUUUUUUAUUGGCUUAUAACGGCAUAGAACAUGUACUGUAGUACACUAAAAAUACAAGAAAAGGGUCGUGUCUGAAGGACAAAGUACAUUUAAUGGCUUGUUUUAUGGUAACUGGUCUACUUUGGUGGAUGGGGACUGUUGAACAGAGCGGUGCAUCAAAGAAAGACCACUGUGAAGUGGGUACGUAGCACAUCUUCCUGGUGCUAUUAGCUUUACGUUUGCAUGGCAAGGCACCACCAUGGUCACUGUCAGAUGUUCCUUUUUCAAUAAACAAAUGCUUGUCAGUAUUACCAAGGUA